This is a messenger RNA of Guillardia theta CCMP2712, 1137 nucleotides long. RefSeq lists its product as hypothetical. The record is from RefSeq and is a predicted model, not a curated record. Gene Ontology annotation, biological process: wybutosine biosynthetic process. Gene Ontology annotation, molecular function: 2-oxoglutarate-dependent dioxygenase activity; tRNA binding. Lineage: Eukaryota; Cryptophyceae; Pyrenomonadales; Geminigeraceae. The transcript is spliced from 12 exons. Bases 1 to 1137 code for a protein of 378 amino acids.
AUGCGACUCUAUGCCGCUCUCUGUCUGGGACUCCUGCGACUGGCGAUGGCAACGGGGCCACCAGAGAGUUUCACCAUUUCUGAAUCGGCUGGACCAGACAGUGACCGGCAUGAUGCUUUGAACAUACAUGGGAUCAUGGCAGGUAGCUGCCAUCGAGUUCGCGUGAUCGACAGCUGCACUCCCAACCUGUUCCGCGCGGAGGUCGAGCAUGCAAGAGAGCCGGCGAUCUUGCGUGGAUUGUGCAUAGGGAAGGAUGUCAGCGUCCACGUUUCUGUCAACGACAGGAUGGACUUCAUUGCGAAGAACUUCGAGUACAAGACCUUGCCCUUCUGCGAGCUCAUCAAGAGGGAUCCGUCCAGGGCCGCGCACGGGUGCAACGCAGACAAAGUGGAGGGAGGCGACGAGAUGAAGGUGGAGGGAAGAGCGGAUGGGGCCGGCGGGGCAGACGCUGAGAGGGAAGAGGGUGAGAAAGCUGGGGACGCGCAAGGGCCAGCAAGGACGCAGGUUGAGAAGGACGAGGUGGAGAGAAGGAGAGGAUACUUCCUUGGACCAGAGGAGAAGUAUUAUAUGAGAGCACUCGGCAAAGAUCCCCGGAAGGACAUCGCAGACUUCGCUUCAGAUUUCCCUCUGCUGGCUGAGGAGGUUGAUAUCCCUCCUCUCUUCGAUCGGGAUGCUUACUUCAGCUCCGUCUUGCGGGUUGGCUCUCCAGGAAUUCACUUGUGGACGCACUACGAUGUCAUGGACAACGCUCUUAUCCAAGUGACUGGAAGGAAGCGAGUUGUCCUCUUUUCUCCUCAGGAUGCUGAUAACCUCUACAUGGUUGGCGACAAGUCCGCAGUCCUAGACAUCGACAACCCUGGAGACGUACUCUUCAUACCAGCCCUCUGGUUCCAUAAUGUCGUCUCCCUCGAUUUUUCCAUCGCCGUCAACGUCUUUUGGCGGCAUCUGCCGAGGGAUAUGUACGACGGCAAGGACACCUAUGGCAACAGAGAUCCGCUCCCUGCUAACCGCGCGAUGCAACAAGUCGGUACUCUGAUCAAGACCCUGGAAACCCUGCCAGCGGACCACCGGGACUUUUACGCGAGAAAGAUAGUGAGGAAGAUUCAAGAGAGUUGCUAUGCGGACAGUUUGGAAUGA